Messenger RNA from Fonsecaea monophora, 1062 nucleotides. RefSeq lists its product as hypothetical. The record is from RefSeq and is a predicted model, not a curated record. The coding region runs from base 1 to 1062 and encodes 353 amino acids. The transcript is spliced from 2 exons. Lineage: Eukaryota; Fungi; Ascomycota; Eurotiomycetes; Chaetothyriales; Herpotrichiellaceae.
AUGCCAUCCUCACAAGAUACUGCUCAGGUUGCCUCCCCGGCCGGUUCACUCGCGCCAACUGAACCAGCCAUAUCCUUUAUGGCCAGCGCUGUACCUGACGAACCCGAGACCGCCUCUCCAGAGCAGACCGCUUCUCCAGAGCUCCGAUGGUCCCCGGCCGCCUCACUUGCGCCAACCGAACUAGCCAUAUCCUCUGCAGCCCCCACUGUACCUGACGAACCCGAGACCGCUUCUCCAGAGCUCCGAUGGUCCCCGGCCGCUUCGCUUGCGCCGACUGAACCAGCCAUAUCCCUUGUGGCCCCCACUGUACCCGACGAACCCGAGACCCCUUCUCCAGAGCUUCGAUGGAUCCUGCACUUCAUAUACUCGUGGGAAGGAGGAGUGAAGAGUGUUGAUUGUUACGUCUGUGAAGGACCGAAGAUCCCACUGAAGCAGAGCGAGGCCCUGUCCACUCCGGCCCUCGUCAUAUUCAGUAACGCACACGUGCUGUUCACUGAACCGCCUCCGAAUGACGCCUUUCGCGAGACACCUUUCCUCACCUCGAAGACACUCAGGGACUUCAGCAAGGACAGUUGGGGUGCCGUGAAGCCCGACAACAUCAACAUCUCCCUGUGCAGUGUCGGUGCGCUUCUUGGGGUGAAGACGUACAAGCGUACGAGGGCUAUACGCAGGGCGGCUCGAAAGAUCAUGAAGGGCUGUAUGGACAUUUCCGAUGAUGACGGCGGAGAAUGGGAUUGCACCGCGGAAGCUAAGGACCUUUGCGAGUUUUCCAGGCAUAUCAGUUCCCCCUUUAUUGCCUCCUCGGUAAACCCGGCUUCACUACCGGAGACAAGUGAGGAAGAUCAGCAACCUUCCAGCGAGGAUGAGGAUGAGGAUGAGGAGGAUGAGGAUCAGUGUGUCAUCGAGGAGACUCAUGAAGAAGAGCCGUAUGCAUUCCAGCCGGAAGGGAAUGAGACCGAUACCUCGGCCGAUCAAGCCUCCAGUGGCGGGGACGAGGAGGAGCAAGAGGGCGAGGAUGACGACGAGGUCGAGGAGAUUCCCCCGGGAGCCCGAACUACCUAA